Molecule: messenger RNA, 1101 nt
Organism: Bipolaris victoriae FI3
Lineage: Eukaryota; Fungi; Ascomycota; Dothideomycetes; Pleosporales; Pleosporaceae
Exons: 1
Coding region: 1-1101 (366 amino acids)
Source: RefSeq, a predicted model, not a curated record
AUGGCGGAGUUUAGUGAUAUGCCAGCAGAGAUACGCAACAUGGUUUACGAGUCACUAUUUUCCCCGUCGCAAUCCCAAGACAUCGUUGAGCAGCUCUGCAGCAAUCGUAACGCAUUCUCCCUCUUCACUGUUUCCAAGCAAAUACACGACGAAACAACAUCCUACUUUUAUCAAAACAACAAUAUCAACAUCCACACACCGUCGCAGCCAACUGAGACUGCUACUAUUUUACCUCCCAUUGCCGAUAGGUAUCUUCGGUUUCUCGGCCGCGUCAGGGUGCUGGCCACAAUCGGCGCUGCAGAGUCAAGCACACACGCCAAAGUAGCCAACACCAUCGCAUCCCUAGCGACUAUCGGUGCAAAGUUCGAACAUGUCAACAUUUUCAUCAACUCCUCGCUCUCUCGGCUGGUUAAUAAAAUGGUCGAUGAUUCGAUCCUGGACGACGAUCAUCCAAUCACCGUUGCCUUGCAGAAGUUGCUCGACUCUGGAGUUGCUAAGGUUGUGCGUGUUUCUCUCCCUGGCGCUUGGUUAACGCCCAGUGUCGCCCAGCAUCUCAAGAGCCAAUAUGGAGAUCGCCUUCUCUUCAUUAACCCAGAUGGAUCACCCUGUGAUGUGGCAUGUGUAGAGAAGUCAAAGACCGGUGUCCAUAUAACCAGACACAUGGCUACACUAGGCCUUGACAUGGAACAUGCCUAUUCUGACGACGACGGCGACGACGAAGACGACCAAUCAACUCCUUCCUCGAUCACAUCGUCAUUCGGCUCAGCGUUGGCAGAUCUGGAUACGUUCUCCGUCACAAGCUACGAGGCCAGCCCCGAAGAUACUAAGAAUGAUGACUCAACGGGUGACUCUGCAAGUGGCGACUCUUUCUUUUCCGAAGCUGAACUAGAAGAGUGGGAAAACUCCGAUGAAGAUGAUGUGCAAGAAGCAUCGUCACAGCCCGAGGACGUUGAAAUUGACGUUGAGGAGGAGCUUGACGAAGAGCUUGACGGCAUGUCCGACGAUGGCUUUGAUACCGUCAUGGGUAACAUGGACGAUAUCUCGUACCUGGUCAAUUUCGCACCGGAGUUGCUCCUGGCUCGACACACUUUCGAUCACUAG